UCCACCUUCAUUUCCUUCGUUUUCCCCUGUGCUGCAGGCCGACAUGGGGAUGACCUACUCAGAGUUAUCUGUGAUUGGCAAACUGAGGAAGAUCACCAAGUGUGGACCCUUCAGUAUGUUCUGCAAACUCAUUUAUAUGUGGAAGGAUUCUCUUUCAACCACACAGGUUGCCCAGAAGGUGAAGCACUUCUUCAGGAUGUACUCAGUGAAUCGUCACAAGAUGACCACAGUGACACCUGCCUACCACGCUGAGAGCUACAGUCCUGACGACAACCGCUUCGACCUCAGACCUUUCCUCUAUAACACACGCUGGACCUGGCAGUUCAGGUGCAUCGACAACCAGGUACAUGUGGGUAACGUAGCGUUCACUUUACUGACACUGACAGAGAAAGUA
Cynoglossus semilaevis (tongue sole) is the source of this 394-nucleotide messenger RNA. RefSeq names its product glutamine-dependent NAD(+) synthetase-like. Gene Ontology annotation, biological process: NAD+ biosynthetic process. Gene Ontology annotation, cellular component: cytoplasm. NCBI's taxonomy places the organism in Eukaryota, Metazoa, Chordata, Actinopteri, Pleuronectiformes, Cynoglossidae. The annotation marks the transcript as partial. Gene Ontology annotation, molecular function: NAD+ synthase (glutamine-hydrolyzing) activity; glutaminase activity. The transcript is spliced from 2 exons. The record is from RefSeq and is a predicted model, not a curated record.